Messenger RNA from Hippocampus comes (tiger tail seahorse), 1610 nucleotides. It is a transcript of the gene reep6, whose product is annotated as receptor accessory protein 6. NCBI's taxonomy places the organism in Eukaryota, Metazoa, Chordata, Actinopteri, Syngnathiformes, Syngnathidae. Bases 357 to 1139 code for a protein of 260 amino acids. The transcript is spliced from 4 exons. The record is from RefSeq and is a predicted model, not a curated record.
AACGAAAGCACGAUUCCCGCUCAUGGUUUGCCCGUCAAGGGCGUUCCGGACGAUGCGUCGGCAGGAAGCCGCGAACGGCUCUUUGAAGUCCUCAAGAUGUCGCCGGCUUUGUUUUCCGUUCGAGUCCACGAGAAAACGUCAGCCGGGAGUGGCGCGGCGGCCAAAGCCUCGCCCCGGCGACGCGUGACGUCGUCUUUGGCCGGGCCCAAUGAGUGACCCGCUUUGAUCCCGUCAGACUCCCUCCCCCCGCCCCCUCCCGCGCGGCAGGUGUUGGAGGCUUUAAUCGGGUUCUCUUCAUCCUCGGCCGCUCGCUCGCUCGUCUUGCUCCGCCGACCCCGUCCGACCCCAUCCGGGACAUGGGCCUGCUCAGCUUCCUGUCCGCGGCCAAAGAACGAGCCGAGAGGUUCCUCAACGAAAAGAACAUCGUCACCGACUUCCUGGGCAAGGUCGAGGAGAAGACGGGAGUCAAGAAGAAGAUCCUCGCCGCCGGCGCCGUCUCGGUGACGGGAUUCUACCUGGUCUACGGUUACGGCGCCUCCCUGCUCUGCAACCUGAUCGGUUUCGUCUACCCGGCGUACUACUCAGUCAAAGCCAUCGAGAGUCCCGGCAAAGAAGACGACACAAAAUGGCUGACCUACUGGGUGGUCUACGGAGUCUUCAGUCUGGGGGAGUUCUUCUCUGACAUUUUCCUCUACUGGUUCCCCUUCUACUACGCCUUUAAGGUAGCCUCCUCGCCCCCUCCGCGCGCCGCACUUUCCUCUCGCUCUUGUCCUUCGCCGCAGUGUUUGUUCCUGUUGUGGUGCAUGGCCCCCGUGGCCUGGAACGGAUCCCGGGUCCUCUACGACCGAGUGGUCCGCCCCGUUUUCCUCCGCCACGAAGCCGCCGUGGACAACAUGGUCAGCGACCUCAGCGGGAAGGCCAUGAGCGCCGCCGAGAACCUCACCAGGGAAGUUUUGUCCACCUUGGUGAAAAACAAAGCCUUGGUGUCGCCCGAUGCCAAAGGUUUGCCGAGUGCGACCGGAGAAAGCGCCGAGAGAAGAAAAACGGCGUCUCCUCCGCGUGAAGAGCAAGAGGUGCGUACCGUCCAAAGUCCGAGCCGUCAAAAACCACAAGCGACGACUCCCAGCUCCUUGAAAUGAUACCGUCAACUCCCCUUUCAGCCUUUCCUGGGUUGACGCGCAGGUAAGCCGCUCCGCAGUUGGUCGCGAAACGGUGCGGGGACCUACUGUGGACAAAACAGGCCUCGCAAGUGCAGCGAAGCAAACUACUUUCACUUGUUCUUGGCUCCCCCAAAAUCCGAUCCAUCCCGCGUUAUGCUCGCAUCCCAACCGUUAGCCUGUUGGCGUUUGGGCAGCGAUUGAAAUGGUAACAUUGGAAUGUGUGCACUCAGCUUGCGGUGUGAGCGGCGAGAGGAGGCGCGACCCGGUCCGAGGAGAAGAAGGAGCUCCGCGUCGGACUUUUCCUUCCUUUCCUGCUGUUUUCGGACUUGCUCGGAACAGAUCCAGCAAACUUGAAAAUGUUCUUCAUCACCGAGGUCAAUUCAAAUGAACUUUUCUCCUAGUCAUAGAAGAUGUUGUCGUGUUUCUCAUCAUGCGCACGCAUAACACUUU